AUGGAAUUUUCCAGGUCAAGAGAAGGAAUUUUCGUGAAUCAACGAAAAUAUGUACUUAAUGAGACAGGACUACUCGGGUGUAAAGCUGUUGACACUCCAAUUGAAGUCAACCUGAAGUUAGAAGCUACCGAACCCGUGAAUAUGGUUGAUCGUGAAAGAUAUCAGAGAUUGGUGGGAAGACUAAUUUACUUAUCUCACACACACCCAGAUAUAGCAUUUGCAGUCAGUAUGAGGAUUCUGAGGUACUUAAAGGGCUCACCAGGUAAAGGACUUAUGUUCAAGAAACAAGGUCAUUUGCAAGUGGAGGUGUACACAGAUGCUGAUUGGGCAGGCAGUAUAGUUGAUAGACGAUCUACCUCAGGAUAUUGCACCUUCGUUGGAGGAAACUUAGUCACGUGGCGAAGCAAGAAACAAAAUGUAGUAGCAAGGAGUAGUGCAGAAGCCGAGUUCAGAGCACUCGCCUAUGGGAUUUGCGAAGCUAUAUGGUUAAAAAGACUCCUUGAAGAUUUGAAGGUUACUGUUUCCUCCAAUGAGAGUCUACUGUGA
Messenger RNA from Cornus florida, 546 nucleotides. RefSeq lists its product as uncharacterized. The transcript has 2 exons. Bases 1 to 546 code for a protein of 181 amino acids. NCBI's taxonomy places the organism in Eukaryota, Viridiplantae, Streptophyta, Magnoliopsida, Cornales, Cornaceae. The record is from RefSeq and is a predicted model, not a curated record.